CUCGUAAUACAUCAUUUUCAGAAUUAAAGGUGGCAAAACUAUAACAGAUUACGAAAAAAUUUCGCUGCUAAUUGGUUGCAUGGAAUUUGGGAUAAUAUUUUGUGACGAAAUGCUCACCAAAAUGGGCGGCCCAAGCUUGCUCGUUGGGCUAGUUCCUGGCCUGGAAUGUGGUUGAAAGAGAAACUGAUUAGGCCCAAGAUUUUAUUUAUUUUUGGCGGUUAGGUCGAUCCCAUUUUUCGGUUAACCCCACGGAAGCCGAAAAUCUCUGAAAACCCUUUCCUCUUCUUCUUCCUCAAUCAACUGCCGUCUGCAGCUCUUCUCCGUCGCGUUCUGGAAGCGCCACCGUCACAAGGUAUCACGGAGCAGCAAGCGGUUAAGCAAUAAUGGCCGAGGAGCAUGAGGAAGUGAAGACGUUCAAAGAUUUGGGGAUAUGCGAGGAAUUGGCGAACGCCUGCGACACACUGGGAUGGAAAAACCCUACAAAGAUACAGGUGGAAUCAAUCCCACAUGCACUCGAAGGGAAAGACUUGAUUGCCUUGGCUCAAACGGGUUCCGGGAAAACGGGUGCUUUCGCUCUUCCCAUCAUCCAGUCGCUCCUGACCGAGGCCGCGAAGAAGAGGUCCGUUGGGGCGUUCUUCGCCUGCGUGCUGUCGCCCACGAGGGAGUUAGCUAUUCAAAUUUCUGAGCAGUUCGAAGCCUUGGGGUCUGCCAUUGGUCUCAAAUGUGCUGUGCUUGUUGGAGGAGUAGAUAUGGUGCAACAAGCUGUUUCUCUUGGAAAGCGGCCUCACAUUGUUGUUGGUACACCUGGGCGCCUUAUGGAUCAUUUGACGAACACAAAAGGGUUCUCUCUCCGGACAUUAAAGUAUUUGGUCUUAGAUGAAGCUGACAGGUUGCUAAAUGAGGACUUUGAGAAGUCACUUGAUGAGAUUCUUAGUUCUAUCCCGCAAGACCGGAAAACAUAUUUGUUUUCUGCUACAAUGACUAAAAAGGUAAAGAAACUUCAGAGGGCUUGCUUGAAGAAUCCUGUGAAGAUAGAAGCAGCAUCCAAAUACUCUACCGUGGAUACACUGAAGCAGCAAUACUGCUUCAUUCCAGCCAAGCAUAAGGACUGCUAUCUUGUCUACAUAUUGACUGAAAUGUCUGGAAGUACUUCCAUGGUAUUCACUCGAACAUGUGAUGCAACAACGUUGUUGGCUUUGGUUCUUAGAAAUUUGGGUAUGAGGGCCAUCCCGAUCAAUGGCCACAUGACACAGUCCAAGAGACUUGGAGCCUUGAACAAGUUCAAAGCUGGAGAGUGCAAUGUUCUUAUAUGCACUGAUGUGGCAAGUAGAGGACUCGACAUACCUUCCGUGGAUAUGGUUAUUAAUUAUGACAUCCCUACAAACUCAAAGGACUAUAUUCAUCGGGUGGGGAGAACUGCUCGUGCAGGGCGGUCUGGGGUUGCAAUCUCCCUAGUGAAUCAGUAUGAACUGGAGUGGUAUAUACAAAUAGAGAAGCUUAUCGGUAGAAAGUUGGAUGAGUUUCCUGCUGAGAACGAUGAGGUACUGUUGUUGCUGGAAAGAGUCACGGAAGCCAAAAGAAUUUCCCAGAUGAAAUUGAAAGAAAGUGGUGGCAACAGGAAGAGGCGGGGUGGAGGCGGAGGAGAUGAGCAAGAUGAGGAGGUUGAGAGAUAUCUAGGCGGCAAAGAUAACCAUCCCAGAAAAUUUAAGAAGAACAAACGAGGAUGAAAGGCUUCUGGAAUGCAAUGCAAGUUCAAAUUAUGUUCAUUUUGAGAGAAAAUUUUGAUAUUUCGAAGGGGUACAUCGUUAACUUGUACCUCGUUAGAGGCUUGUAACAAUAUAACUAUGAAUUCGCUGUGUCUAUGACUAUGGAUGCUUAUUGCUUGGUAUCAAGUGCAUGUAUUGUUCAGAAGACGGCCCCCAAUAUAUAUACUUUUAUUGCAUAAUUUCAUUCCUUCGGUGAUUAUUUACUCAAGGAUAAGAGGGCAUUUUUGGCUAAAUCACACUUUUCUUUAAUUAGUAAUCAUUAACUUUAAAUUUUUGUUUCAUCGUUGAUUACUGUCUUUUAAAUUUCAUCGAAUUAGUUAGUCCCAGCCUCCCAGGUGACAAUCCAAUUCUGUUGAAUUAAUCGCUGUUAUCGAA
Messenger RNA from Linum trigynum, 2141 nucleotides. The record is from the annotation of a GenBank genome assembly. Lineage: Eukaryota; Viridiplantae; Streptophyta; Magnoliopsida; Malpighiales; Linaceae.